GAGCAUUACCCCCAGAAGAAGAGUGGAAUAACAGAACUUGUUGGAAAGGGCAAACAUUCACUUGCUUCUCGACUGGGGAGUUUGACAUGCGAAGGAAUGUAACUUGUUUUUCAGUGAUAUUUAUGAGGCAGAAUUAGCGUCAUUUUGCAUACGGCCUGAUGGUGUCCUACAAGCGUCUGAGCCCAGAGGAGGUGCACUUCGCUGGGUGUGGUUCGCUGGACGAGCCCCUGGCUGCGGCGGCGGAGGUGGAAGAGAAGGAGGCCGAUGUGGACGAUGUGGACGUGGAGGCUGAGCAAGAGCGCCCCCUGCUGUUGGGCGUGCUGCCCUGCUCCAUCACCGGCGCCCUCCUCACGCUCGGCGGCCUGGUGCUGGCCGUCUGUGCCGUCUGGUUGCUAGGCACCAUCGUCUGGCUGCGGAGUCCGGCGGGCACCCAGGGGCCACACAGACCACCGCCACCGCCACCGGCCCGACAGGACGGCUGCAGCAGCACAGCUGCAGAGUGGAGGUUUGACUGCUACCCUGAGAGAGAUGUGGUGGUAACACAGGCCAUGUGUGAGAGUCGUAACUGCUGCUUCAUCCCCGUGGCAACGGCCUCCGGUAACCCCGGCAACGGCGUGCCCUGGUGCUUCUACCCGCCGGACUACCCCUCCUACUCGCUGGUCGCCCUGAACGACAGGCAGACCAGGAAGGGGGCUGGUCGCCUGGCAAGAGUUACUACUGACAGCGGCGAUCCAGGCGCUGCGCGUGAGUUGCUCCACGAGACUGACCAGAGACUACGCGUCAGGUUGACUGACCCUGUGGAGAAGCGCUAUGAGGUGCCCAUCGAGGUGCCUGUGGUAAAACACAAGGCCCCAAGCCCCUCCUACAACGUGGAGCUCAGGAAGGACCCCUUUGCCCUCAUCAUCACAGCGGCAGACACGAGUGGCGGGUCAGUCUUGUUGAACACGUCCGUCUCUCCGUGUUUUAUCUGGGACCAGUUCCUGCAGUUCUCCACGUCCCUGCCGUCCCGAUACGUGUUUGGGCUCGGAGAACACCGCUCCAGCUUCCUGCACAGUGUCCAGUGGAACACCCUGACCAUGUGGGCCAGAGACGUCCCCCCUACGGAGUACACCAACCUGUAUGGCGUUCACCCUUUCUAUCUGUGUAUGGAGUCUGAUGGAUCAGCUCAUGGAUUCUUCCUGCUCAACAGCAAUGCAAUGGAUGUGGUUCUUCAGCCCGCCCCUGCAGUUACCUGGCGCACCAUUGGUGGGAUUCUGGAUUUCUAUGUUUUCACUGGCCCAGACCCAAGCGCUGUAAUUGGACAAUACCUGGAGGUUAUAGGUAGGCCUGCGAUGCCAGUUUACUGGGCCAUGGGCUACCACCUGUGUCGAUGGGGCUACAAAUCCAGCAAUGCAACCUGGGAUGUGGUCAAAACCAUACAUGAGUAUGGGAUGCCACGGGAUGUCCAGUGGAAUGACAUUGACUACAUGGACAGGACGCAAGACUUCACCUUUGACCCUGUGGCCUUUGCCACGCUGCCCGACCUUGUGAAGGACUUACACCGGCACGACCAGAAAUACGUCAUGAUCCUGGAUCCAGGUAUCAGUAGUACUCAACCAUCUGUCCUGUGGCCCCACUUGUUGAGGGCAUCCAAAGGCGUGUUUAGAGUACUUGAUUCUGAUGGACACACACUCAUUGGCAAGGUGUGGCCUGGUCUGACGGCUUUCCCAGACUUCACUGACCCUGUCACUCAGGAGUGGUGGUUCGAGAACCUACAGAAGUUCCACGCGCUUGUACCUUUUGACGGGCUGUGGAUCGAUAUGAAUGAACCCUCUAACUUUGUGGACGGCUCUCUGAAUGGCUGCCCAGAGUCCCCGUUUGAUGCACCUCCAUACACACCUGGUGUUCUUGGUGGGUCCCUCCGCUCUAAGACCAUAUGUGCGUCAGCACGUCAGAAGCUCUCCUCACACUACAACCUGCACAGCCUGUACGGCCUCAUGGAGGCAAAGGCCUCUUCAAGUGCCCUAGAGAGGAUCGUGGGGAAGCGGCCGUUUGUGAUCUCCCGGUCCACUUUCCCAAGUCAGGGACGCUACUCUGGCCACUGGUUAGGAGACAACAGGAGCCAAUGGAAGGACCUGUACACCUCUAUAGCAGGCAUGUUGACCUUUAACCUCCUGGGCAUUCCGCUAGUGGGGGCGGACAUCUGUGGCUUCUCCGGUCAGACCAACGAGGAGCUGUGUGUGCGCUGGACCCAGCUAGGGGCCUUCUACCCUUUCACCCGCAAUCACAAUGACAUGGACGCACAGGCUCAGGACCCCACUGUGUUUAGUCCGGCGGCUCGGACGGCCAUGAAGGAAGUUCUUCUCCUCCGCUACUCUCUCUUCCCCUUCCUCUACACACUCUUCCACCACGCUCAUGCCAGUGGACAUACCGUCGCCAGACCACUGCUGUUUGAGUUCCCCACAGACCGGCACACCUAUGAGAUAGAUAAGCAGUUCCUGUGGGGGAAGAGUUUGCUGGUGACACCAGUGCUGGAGCCAGGAGUGGAAUAUGUGGCAGGCUACUUCCCCAAAGGCCUGUGGUACGAUUACUACAUGGGAGACUCUUUGGUGAGUGUUGGGGAGGAGAUUAAGCUUCAGGCACCUCUGGACAAAAUCAACCUUCACCUGAGGGAAGGCAGCAUCAUUCCCACACAGAGACCCAACACCACUCUCUGGGUGAGCAGUGGGCAGCCGAUGCAUCUCAUUGGUGCUCUGUCUGAAGAGGGCGUCGCCGAGGGUGACCUGUUCUGGGAUGAUGGGGAAACCAUGGCAACCUACGAAAACAACCAAUACACCUACAUCCGCUUCCGCGUUGAGAAGGGCACCAUGACCUCAGAGGUGCUGCAGGAAAAUGUGGAGGCUAGCUAUAUCACCGUGGAAACGGUCUCCAUUUAUGGUGUGAAGGCGGAGCCUGAGAGAGUGACUGUGAACUCACAAGAUGCCGAAUUCACCUACCGAGCGAAUCAGGUUCUUACUGUGACAGAGUUGGGUCUGAACUUGAGCAAGAACUUCACCAUCAGUUGGAUGUAGACCUUCGCUCCCGCUGCUCUGGGACUUUCCGGAAUUCCGUUUGGGAAUUCUGUGGAGGGACGGAAGGGAUCCCUCCCCCGCAUCUUCCCCAUGAACUGGCAGAGCGGAGCAUCGUCCAAUCAGAGGCCUCUCUGAUGGGUCACAUGACACAUGACUAUGAAGCCCCUGGGGUGCAACCCAACACUGGCAUCUCUGAUGGUUCUCCUGCUGUUUCAUACAAGGAAAUGUGCAAUUGUGUGUGUGUGUGUGUGUGUGUGUGUGUGUGUGCGUGUGUGUGUGUGUGUGUGCGAUCACCCAACCUCAGCUGUACGAGAAUGUGUGGGUCCUUCGCUACUGAGCUAAAUUGCACUAAUUAUGCGUGCGUGUGUGUGUGUGUGUGCACUAAUUAUGACUCUUGAUGGUAGUGACGAUAAGCCAACCUG
Alosa alosa (allis shad) is the source of this 3472-nucleotide messenger RNA. RefSeq names its product alpha glucosidase 2 (gene gaa2). The record is from RefSeq and is a predicted model, not a curated record. Lineage: Eukaryota; Metazoa; Chordata; Actinopteri; Clupeiformes; Clupeidae. Gene Ontology annotation, molecular function: carbohydrate binding; alpha-1,4-glucosidase activity. Gene Ontology annotation, biological process: carbohydrate metabolic process.